AUGGCAAAUCGCAGUAAAAACAGAAGCAAAUCACAUCUAGCAAGAGUCAACCAACAACAACAAUAUCACCCACCAGAAAACAGCCACAACUCUAUCAAUGCUUUUUCUCUUGUCCUUGGUUAUUUGUUUGACGUUUUGAUGGGCGCAUUGUUCGUGUUGAAGCCGGUCGUCUCAUUUCUAGGCGCCAUUGCCAUCCUACUGGGGCUGAUCAGCUUUGGCUAUCAGAAAUUUCAAGACAUUGUGCUGGACACCGUUUGCCCAAUGCCGUUGAUUGGAACGCACUUGCCCGUAUGCAAAAAUUACGUUCAGACAGUACCUGAUUUCACGCAUUUCGUCAAACUGCAAGAGAAUCUAUACGAAGGCAUGCUGUCACAGAGCAGCGCAGACUCCAUUUCAGCGCUUGAAUUGAAGCGGGUGGAAUUGGCUACACGCGAUCUCCAAGCCAUGAUCAAAUUCUCCAACCUUCUCAUGCAUGAUUUACUGGAAGCCAAACUAGGCGAUUACAUUGCUCGAUCACGACGAUUUGGAAAAGACAUCCAGAGUCUUCAAGCACAAACCAAGGGCGUCAUUGACAACCUCAUCACAUACAACACAUUUACAUUUCGAAAACUCUCUGAAGUGGAGAGCAAGAAAUCCAGUCGACAAGACUUGCGAGCAUUGUACGAGCAUGCCAUGACAUUGGUAGAGAAGGAAGCCAAGCGAUUGAUAUUAGCCAUCGAAAAAGCACAAUCCUCGUUGGAUUUACUGGAAGAAGACUUGUAUGCCGUGCAUGAAAUCUCAAUACAGGAAAAAACAUAUCAACAGUCUGAGAAGCCGCACAUUUUGGCAGAUUUAGUCAACAUGGUGAGAGGAAAGGGUGUGAGGAGAUCGCUUGUCAAGGAGAAUCUGGAUCUCUUGCUGAAUUUCGAUGCGGAAAGAAGCAGAGCUGCCCAACAACUGAUGGUUAUGUUGGAUAGAAUGGAAGCUUUUCAAAUGGAUUUGGAGGAAUUGAGGGCUCAGGUGGUGGCGCCUAUUCUGGUACCGGAUUCCUUACCUUUGGAAAUGCACAUUGAAAAUGUAGGAAAAGCGAUUGAGCGACUCAAGAGUGGGAAAGUGAUUUCAUGGGAGGAAAACAAAACACCACAGCAAAUUGAUCCAUCAGUGGCGGUUCCGGUGUUGUAA
Molecule: messenger RNA, 1161 nt
Organism: Mucor velutinosus
Lineage: Eukaryota; Fungi; Mucoromycota; Mucoromycetes; Mucorales; Mucoraceae
Product: Hsp70 chaperone
Exons: 2
Coding region: 1-1161 (386 amino acids)
Source: RefSeq, a predicted model, not a curated record